UGAACACCACAAAUUGCACACCAGCCAUCGGCCGGAUAUGAUGUCUUCUCCCACUGCUGCGCCGUUCCAUGAGGCAGACCUGCCGUGCGUGAUCUGCAAGCGCAGGGAGAUCACAGAGGACAAUGACAUGAUCAAGUGCAAAGGGGACCGAUGCGCCAUCGUCGUCCAUCAAGCGUGUUAUGGCGUGCCUGCGGUUCCGCGCCAUGCGUGGUACUGCCGUCGCUGCGAACCCCAUUCCCUCUGCCGCGCUUCAAAGAAGAAAUGCUUUGCUUGUCCCCGCAAGGAUGGUGCCCUCACAGAAACAACCAGCAAAGCGUGGGUGCACGUUGCCUGUGCCAUGUUCUGCAACGGCAUGAACUUCCAGGAUGAGCGCAAGCGAUACGUCGUCGACGACUCCAAGAUCAAGCGCUCGGACCUCGGCCGCGCGGCCUGCUGCAUCUGCAACUCGCGCGGCCAGCACGACGUCGCACACGUCGGCCUCAGCGUGUCCUGUACCAUCCCGCACUGCAGCCGCAGCUUGCACGCUUCAUGCGCACACCACGAAGGGCUGACAGUGCUUGAGUACGACGUGCCGGCGGGGCUUCCCCCACAGGCAAUGGCGGUGACGUGUCCACAGCACAAGCCCAAGAUGGAGGCUCUCCUCAAGAAGAAGGCCAAGGGAAAGCAGCAGCAUGCACGUGCUCUCAAGCAUACGCGCAGCGGGAAGGCGUCGCCCAGCCAGCGAACCAGCCGCAGGAGCAGUAGCAGCAACAGUAGCAGCGCAAGCAGCAGUGCUCGUGGCAGCGAAUCGGGUACAGGUGGUGGCGGUGGGGCUGGUGUUGAUGGCGCAAGUUGUGGGAGAACUCGAUCCGGGAGGCGACGCGUGUCAUCGACAGCGGUUGCUGGAGAUGAGAACGGGGACGAGGAUCAGGAGGACAGCAAGAUGGACACGCGAGGUGAGAAGGGCGAUGGCAACGAUACCGGUGACAACAACACAACCGGUGAUGGUGAUGGUGAUGGUGAUGGUGAUGGUGGUGAUGGUGAUGGUGAUGGUGAUGGUGAUGGGAACGAGUCAGACAGGUUGCGGGGCUCUGGGCGGGCAAGAAAGCGGAAACAGAGCGGCGCUGCGAAACAAAAGCGUGCGCGACGAAAGGCAAGAGACCGCGAGGACGAUAAUGACGACGACGACGACGACGAUGAUGGCGAUGGUGGUGAUGAUGACGCUGGCGGUGGUCGGCAGCGUGCCAGAAGACGGGCGAAGCGCGGGCCGUCAAGCAGCAAGCGCCAGGAGAGCGGCGCAUCCACAGCUGGGGCAAGCACAUCAAGUGCGAGCACAUCAAAAGCACCAUCGUCAUCGUCAUCGUCAGGGGCAAGGGGCAGACGCAAAGGAGGAAAGCGAGGGCGGCCAAAAACUAAACAACUGCCGAAGCCCACAGACCUGGACCAAGUUCCAGAGGUUGAGCACGGCCCACUGCAGGCUGCGCUCAUUGGCGGGCAGGACACGCUCGGAUCGAAGCUCGUCCAGCUGCAGACCAGGCAGAUGGUCGCCGACUUCAGAGAUUCCCUCGAGCACUUUUCGUUUGAAGAAAACUACUCGGCGCUUCUUCGCAUCGCCGCUCUCCAGGCGACGACGCGGGGAAAUGUGCAAGAGCUGCAGGAUCUCGUGGCAAAGAAGGCGCGGCUGGAGGAGCAAAUUGCCGCCGAGGAGAGCGACAUUCGCAAGUUGAGUGAUUCGAGCGCGCUGCUGUCGUGUGACGAUGCGCUCACAGCUGCCGCAAGCGACGACGUUGCACUGCCGUCAAAGACAGACGAGAUGAAGGGCCUCGCCCUCGCGGUGCUGAGUGCGCUCGCCCCUGCCGAUGCGCCGCCGCCAAGCGUGUGGACGAUCGAGGCCAUGACCAAAGCUGUCGACACAGCCGUCAAGCACAGUGGCGCGCACGCAUCUACAUCAACCGCAUCAACCACAUCACCAUCGCUAUCGUCAUCGUCUUUGUCAGCGCGGGAUGUGAUUGCAGACGCAAUUCGCACGUUCGCACUGCAGCCGGCCGAGGCCGAGGAGUAAGUAGCAUGUGCUUGCGUGUUGGCCACGGGACGUGUCACGAUUCGUUGUGAGCAGCAGUCGUGAUGCGGAGGAUGGCUGUGGCGUGUAGGUGCAGUGUUUGUUUGUUUGUCGCUUGCUGUUUGUUGGCGCAUAAUCGACGCGGUGGAUGUAUGUGCUCGUGUACACACAACGCAUUAGCCCUUGCCUCCGUAUUUUCGGUGGCAUGACAUGCUUCAUCUAUCACGUUUAUGUGUCAGUCACGAUUACACAACGCAUCAGUCA
Salpingoeca rosetta is the source of this 2302-nucleotide messenger RNA. RefSeq lists its product as uncharacterized. The record is from RefSeq and is a predicted model, not a curated record. NCBI's taxonomy places the organism in Eukaryota, Choanoflagellata, Craspedida, Salpingoecidae. Gene Ontology annotation, biological process: regulation of transcription by RNA polymerase II. The transcript has 11 exons. Bases 38 to 2041 code for a protein of 667 amino acids.